Procambarus clarkii (red swamp crayfish) is the source of this 1964-nucleotide messenger RNA. RefSeq names its product chaperonin containing TCP1 subunit 5. Gene Ontology annotation, molecular function: ATP binding; ATP hydrolysis activity; ATP-dependent protein folding chaperone. Gene Ontology annotation, biological process: protein folding. The record is from RefSeq and is a predicted model, not a curated record. Lineage: Eukaryota; Metazoa; Arthropoda; Malacostraca; Decapoda; Cambaridae. Gene Ontology annotation, cellular component: chaperonin-containing T-complex.
UGGCGCUGGUGUCCGGCCCGGCCAGUCACUCUCCUCCAGCGGCGCCCCGUCCACCUCCCCGUCGCCGCCUGCUGUAGCCGCCGCCAUCUCCGCCAUCCCGGGCCCUCGCGCCCUCCUCCACCAUGGCCGCCAUGGGCCAGCUCGUGUUCGACGAGUACGGUAAACCCAUCAUCAUCCUCAGGGACCAGGACCACCAGAAGCGGCUCACCGGCGCCGACGCUCUCAAGUCUCACAUCUUGGCGGCCAGAAGUGUGGCAUCCAUCCUGUGCUCCUCGUUGGGUCCUAAAGGCUUGGACAAGUUGAUGGUGAGCCCAGAUGGUGACAUUACUGUCACAAAUGAUGGUGCAACCAUCCUCAAGAUGAUGGAUGUUGAACACCAAAUAGCAAAAUUGAUGGUACAGCUCUCCCAAUCACAAGAUGAUGAAAUUGGUGAUGGUACUACUGGAGUUGUAGUUUUAGCUGGAGCACUGCUAGAGAAGGCAGAAUAUUUGUUGGACAAAGGUAUUCACCCAAUUAGGAUUGCUGAUGGCUAUGAACUUGCUGCUAAGAAAGCCAUUGAAAAUUUGGAAAAUAUUGCAGACACAUUUACUGUUGACACAAAUCACUUAGAGCCCUUAAUUUUGACUGCAAUGACAACAUUGGGCUCAAAGAUUAUCAAUCGUUGCCAUCGGCAAAUGGCAGAAAUUGCUGUGAAUGCUGUAAUGGCAGUUGCUGAUAUGGAAACACGUGAUGUAAAUUUUGAACUCAUUAAAGUAGAAGGGAAAGUUGGAGGCAAGUUAGAAGACACAAUGUUGGUUAAGGGUGUCGUCAUCGAUAAGGAUUUCUCUCACCCCCAGAUGCCAAAGGAGUUAAAGGAUGUUAAGAUGGCAAUUCUAACCUGUCCAUUUGAACCUCCCAAGCCCAAGACAAAGCAUAAGCUUGAAAUAAGUAGUGUAGAAGAGUACAAUGCUCUUCACAAAUAUGAGCAGCAACAAUUCAUUGAUAUGGUGGACAAGGUAAAGGCAGCUGGAGCUAAUCUAGCAAUUUGUCAAUGGGGCUUUGAUGAUGAAGCCAACCAUCUUCUCCUUCAAAAAAAACUUCCUGCUGUGAGAUGGGUUGGUGGACCCGAGAUUGAACUCAUUGCCAUUGCAACCAAUGGUCGAAUUGUUCCAAGGUUUGAGGAACUGUCCCCAGAAAAACUUGGAACUUGUGGAAAAGUUCGUGAAUUGAGCUUUGGAACGACAAAGGACAAAAUGUUAGUUAUUGAAGAGUGCCCCAACACCAAGGCUGUGACUAUCUUCAUCCGUGGAGGAAAUAAGAUGAUUAUUGAGGAAGCAAAGCGAAGUAUUCAUGAUGCACUGUGCGUUGUAAGAAAUUUGGUGCGGAACAACAAGAUUGUGUACGGUGGUGGCGCUGCGGAAGUUUCCUGUGCCUUGGCUGUAUCUGAGGAAGCUGAUAAGAUCUCGACUCUGGAGCAAUAUGCAUUCCGUGCCUUCGCUGAUGCCUUGGAGAGCAUUCCGCUUGCCCUUGCUGAGAAUUCUGGUCUGUCUCCCAUCCACACCUUGGCUGAAUGCAAGGCACGACAGGUCUCGGAGAAGAACCCAUCUUUAGGAAUAGACUGCAAUAGCAGGGGAACGAGUGAUAUGAAGGAACAACAUGUGAUUGAGACUCUGCACAGCAAGAAGCAGCAGCUGCUUCUUGCCACUCAGCUUGUGAAAAUGAUUCUAAAGAUCGAUGAUAUUCGCACUCCGGGUGAAGCAUUACAUGGUUAAUUAUAAAGAAACAAUCGACUUAAAUUCCCUUUAAGAUGAACAUGUUUGAGAUGGAAAGCUAAUAUUGUACCGUUAAUCCGUCUGCUUUACCUCGGCGACUUAAGGUGUUUUUCUUAUUUAAAUCUGUAAACGAGUCAUUUUUCUAAGUUCGCAUUUUGCUCUAUACUUUUGUCACAGUACAGACUUCUGUAAUUUAAUAAAACAAUAAAUAAA